CCCCCCCCCCCUCCCUGCUCUCGCGACAGCUCGCGCAGAAAAUGGCCCCGCGGCCGCGCCGCCGCUGAUGCGCGCUCCGGGCGGUGCCGGCCCCGCCGCAGCCCCGCAUCGCCAGGAGGAGACGCUGUCGGUGGCACGUGCCUUGCCCUGUGCCCACCACUCUCCAGGCCAUGAAGACGGAGAAGGAUGAAGCUGUGCCCACCUUCUCCCUGCGGGGUAAAUACACCGGAGAGGGGGCAGGUUGCAGCGAAGCAGCUCUGCCCAGCGGCCCAAUGCCAGUGGCAGGGAGCGGAGGGACCCCAGCCCAGGACCUGCGGCCGCUGAAGCGCAGACCUGUCCCAGGGAAGCACUACCAGUGCUCAAGCUAUGGCUGCAAACUGGCCUUCCCCAGCAUGCAGGAGCUGAUGGACCACCUGAAGGUCCACUACAGACCCACGCAGUCCCUUGAGGGCAAAACCUUCCAGUGCCCGACGCUGGGCUGCACAGAGACCUUCCCCAGCAUGCAGGACCUCAUGGCCCACAUGAAGGUGCACUACAAGCCAAACCGCUACUUCAAGUGUGAGAACUGCAUGCUGCGCUUCCGAACGCACCGCUCCCUCUUCAAGCACUUGCACGUCUGCUCUGACAGCGCCAGCAGCCCUGCGCCGCCCCCCAAAACCGACAAGCCCGUCCUGCCUGCUACCUCUGCCCUGGAGAAGGAGCCCCCGGCCAAGCCACCCGAGGGGCUUCCCAAACUCCCGAGCGUUAUCCGGCCCCUGGAGAAAGAAGCCAUCCUCCCUGGCGCAGACACUGCCUCGGCAGCCCCCGCUGCGCUCCCCACCAGCCUCCCCGAGCUGCCCGGCUCGCUGGAGGCGCUGCCGCUGGUCUCGCCGGCCCCCCACCCCUUCCCGCUGCUGGAGCCCAGCCUUUUCGGGCCAUCAUCCUUGACUCGGUUCUCGGGGCCACCCCCCUCCUCGGUGCCGGGGCCGUUCCUGUCCUACGUGCACCCUUCGCCCUACAGCUUGCCCCAGCCCCCGGCGCAGCAUCGCCUCCGGCCCUACGUGCCGGGCCACGGCCCCCCCAUCUCCAACGCCGUCUGGAAGAAAAGCCAAGGUGUGAGUGUCAGCCCACUCCUCCCAUGCUUUGGCUCAGGAGUGACUCCAGGGCACUCCUCCAACAGCCGCAUCGUGUGGGAACACACGCGGGGCCGCUACACCUGCAUGCAGUGCCCCUACUCCACUGCCUCGCGGGAGGAGAUGACCCUGCACAUCGAGGACCACCGCAAGAACCCCCCGACCCCCGGGCGCCUGGAUGCAGAGAUGGAUUUCGGGGUGGGCCUCGCCUCCUUCCACGCCAAGCUGACGCCGGAGAUGGAGAACUCCCUGUACUCCCAGCUCUGAUGAGCCCAGCUCCCACGGGACUGCUCCUGCGCCUCCCCAUCCCUCCCCCCCGAGCCAGGCGGUGGGGGGAGGGCACCGCACAGCCCAAGCCAUAGCGCUGGGACAGGGACCCCUUCCUGGGUACCAGGAGCAGCCCCCAGCCCCAGCACGGGCUGGCAGAGGGGCAGAUGUUUUCUCUUGAAUUUCUACCCUCCCUUUUAUUUUUGGAAACUAAGCACUUGGAACCCUGCGUCUCCCUCCCCUAAAGGUUUCGUUGCUUCAGCUCCAGGGGCUCUGGGGGGAGCCCAGUAGGUUGCUCAGGAGUUAGUGGACUUCUCUGGAAUGAGGUCUGGAAAUAAUAAAUGGGAAUUGUACAGGA
Molecule: messenger RNA, 1737 nt
Organism: Falco peregrinus (peregrine falcon)
Lineage: Eukaryota; Metazoa; Chordata; Aves; Falconiformes; Falconidae
Gene: ZNF414
Product: zinc finger protein 414
Source: RefSeq, a predicted model, not a curated record